This is a messenger RNA of Moneuplotes crassus, 232 nucleotides long. NCBI's taxonomy places the organism in Eukaryota, Ciliophora, Spirotrichea, Euplotida, Euplotidae. The record is from the annotation of a GenBank genome assembly.
GAAAGACUAAUGGCUGAAGAAAGAUCAAAGGAAGAUAAUCAAGCGAAUAACAGUGGGGAUGGGCGUAUUGACUGGUUUGGAUUCGAGAAUAGAGUCAGACAGUUACUGCAGAGAUUGGUGGAACCGACAGGUAGGCUGGAAGAGGGGGUCAGAAGGGAUAAAAGGGGAAUAAGAGGGAGGUAUUAGAGACCUUAAGGGGGUAAAGGGAGUUUGAAAGGGUUUUGGGCAUUUU